AUGAAUAAUCCAAGCUCCCCGACUAUGGGCCUCUUUGAACAGAUCUCUACACCCGUCUCUACACCCGUCCCAAGCGAUCUGAUACAAAAUUCACAUCCAAUGGCUCACAGAAUUUUCCGUAUCCCCGCGAUCCUCGAAAUGAUCCUGCUGGGCCUGGACAUGAAGACACUGCUCCUUUCAACGCGAGUCUGUCGCACGUGGAACGCCCUCAUCAGAUCCUCCCCAAGCAUCCAGAAGGCACUAUUUUUCCGUCCAGCCGACCCUGUACCCGGCCAGGCCCAAGCCAAGAACCCCUUAGUAGAGAAAAAGGUCUGGCACGACUUUCUCCACCAGCGUCUCUUCUCGCGUCUCGUAGGUGCCGCCUACUUCUCCGCCUUUCCACUGAUCGAAUCGGAAGAGAUCGACAAGGCCUAUCUACGCCCCGAGGCAAGCUGGCGCAGGAUGCUGCUCCAGCAGCCCCCGACCUCAUUCGUGUAUGAUUGGAAUAUCGCCAAAGUAUACUUGCCCCGCGACAGCAUUUCGGAUCCGGGAGGCAUUGAUUGCACCCCGGACGGGGACUUUGUUCGACUGCAGCAUGUGGCGGCCUAUAUUCACUCCGAGUUCCUCUUCCCCGGCGUAUAUCCGUCGGUUCUCUGGGCAGAUGAUCCAGCCGUGCCGUCGGUUCGUCGCACGGUUGAAGUGAGAAACACCGCCUUUUUUCUCUGGCACUACCAGGAGCAUGACUUCAUUGUUAUCUCGCAGAGGAUGUUCUGGGCUCGUCACCCGUCUGUAAUUCUUCCGCCUUUGUACCGGGUCGCGUUACGUUCGCCGGGUGUUUGGAAGCGGAUGAUUAACCUUGCUCAGCAGCACUGA
Messenger RNA from Aspergillus aculeatus ATCC 16872, 852 nucleotides. RefSeq names its product F-box protein. Gene Ontology annotation, molecular function: protein binding. Bases 1 to 852 code for a protein of 283 amino acids. The record is from RefSeq and is a predicted model, not a curated record. The transcript has a single exon. NCBI's taxonomy places the organism in Eukaryota, Fungi, Ascomycota, Eurotiomycetes, Eurotiales, Aspergillaceae.